AUACAGAACAAACUGUCAAAAAUUACCUUGAAAACACUUGUUAAAACUUUUUAACAAUUAAAUAAUUAUUUCUUUUUUUAUCAACAAUUUUAUACGAUAAUAAAUUGUUUUUUCUUGGAUAAUGUAUAAAAAAAAGGUCAAUUACUGUUUUUAAAUAUUUACUUGGAGUAAUUGUAACAGUUGUAUAGAAAAGCUAUUUAAGUAUCUGUCAUUUAUCUAGUCGUGAAAAUGUAUAUCGUCUUUAUUUUUAAUUAUUCUGUCAUAUCAUUCCUACAAUAAUCGUGAAUGUGAUAAAAAUAAUAAAUUAUUUUGAAAAUGGAUAUUCUUAAUAAAGAAUUAAAUCUGCCUAUCAAGUAUAUGCAAUUUAUUGAUGGAAGAAUUUGUGCAACAGUUCAUAAAAAUUGGCUAUUUAAUAUACAAAAUGCUGGUUCUAUUCAAUUUUUUACUCAUGAUCGCCUUUCUGUGGAUGAAAUCGCAGCACAACCAUCUCUCAAUGAAUUAGGACCAAAUUGGACGAGAGUUUAUAUAAAAGUUUAUGUAAAACGAUUUAGCAAAGCCAUUCCACUUCCUCGAGAUAAACAUUCCACCAGCCCAAAGGUACAGCCAGAUCUGACGUUUAGUCAAUUACUUCGUUACGUAUCUGAAACUAAUUAUAGGAAUUUAUGGAAAGAAGCUUAUAAAAAAUAUUAUAGUGCAUGGAAUUUAUCUGAAUUGAAGGAACAAUCAUUAUUAACACCAAAUAGUAAUGACGUUGCUGUGAUGCAUGAAGUAUUAUCGAGAUUAUACGGCUGUUCGUUAAUUCAUAUUGAAAAUAAUCGAGUUAUUUCUACUUCUCCGCCUCUUAACAAUCAAACACACUGCAAUCUUCUGCCUGCAAUGUUUGCUGUUGAGACUUCAUCUGCGUUUAUGAUUUUCCAUGAACAAACAAGUGCAUAUUCUCUUCAAGAAUGUGUAAUGUAUAGUCCUGCUGCAUUGUCAACAAGUUAUAGUAAAGCUUUAUUUCUCGUAUAUCAACUUCUACAUUUAUCCAGAGAGCUCCAUGACUCUGGAUUAGCUUUAGGAGAAAUCACUUUGAGUGAUAUUUUAUUAAUGGAUAACUAUACUAUUCAAGUAUUACCAAAAUUAGAUGAUAAUAUUUAUAUGAAACUUGACACUCAUAAUAAUCAACUCAGCUCUCUAGAGGAUAAGACAUUGAAUAAUAGAAUUAAACCAUGUAUUUCUUCGAAAAUGGCCACGAAAGAUACAAAUUUUGGUUUAAAUGAAAACAUUCAACGCCUUUGUGAGAUGUGGAUUCAUGGUCAUUUAAGUAAUUUUGAUUACUUAACAGUUCUUAACAAUUUAGCUGGUCGACGAUAUGGUGAUCCAAGUUGUCAUCAUGUUAUGCCUUGGGUAACAGAUUUUACAUCGAGAUCAGGAAAAAAUUGGCGAGACCUUACCAAAUCUAAAUUUCGUUUAAAUAAAGGUGAUAGACAACUUGACCUUACAUUUGAUUCUGAAACUUCUGAAGUAAGCCAUCAUGUGUCGGAUGUUCUUUCGGAAAUUACAUAUUAUGUUUAUUUAUCAAGACGGUAUACAAAAUCAGUUCUGUGUAAACAUGUAAGGUCGCAUUGGGUGCCUGGAGAGUAUCCUGCUUCUAUUCAAAGGUUACAGGAAUGGAGCCCAGAUGAAUGCAUUCCUCAAUUUUUUACUGAUCCAAAUGUUUUCAAAUCAAUUCACGAGGACCUUCCUGAUCUGGAAAUACCAAGUUGGGCGCGGUCUCCAGAAGAUUUCAUUGAAAAACAUCGCGAGGCACUGGAAAGUCUCUACGUCUCUGAAAGACUUCACCAUUGGAUAGACUUAACAUUUGGCUACAAAUUAUCCGGAGUAGCAGCUAUUAAAUCCAAAAAUGUUUGUCUACAAUUGGUGGAUAAUCACACAAGGUUAACAAAUUCUGGUGUUGUACAGCUUUUUACUCAACCACAUCCACAGAAAAUUGUCCCUUCACCAUAUUGGAGCAAAACUGCACCACGUUUACGUACUGUAACUCCAAAAACACCAACAAAAUCGGAUAAGUCUUCAGAAAAAAUUAGCGAUGACGAAGGACAUAGUUCAGGUUUUGAGGAAAUAGAAUCUCCAGUGACGACUUUGAACGUAACGCGAUCAUCUCCUCUCGCUCUUAGUCGUCUUCUUAGUCGGUCUCGUGGCUCUCUACUAGCAACUGAUGAAAAUUCUCGAGGAGAAAAAUUAAUGAAUCAAACUAUUCAACUUCCUAAAGAUUAUAACCCAACAUCGGCAUUGAUUCAAGUAGAAACAACACAUUCCUUUAUGAAUAAGCUCUCUUACCAUGCCUAUCAACUUGAAACUUCAAUUCGAGAUGAACUCACUAGUUACCGACAAGUAGUAGCAUGCGCUAGAAUUAAAGAGCAACGAAUUCUCGGUUGUCUUAUUGUAGAAAUUUUCCUUCCAAAUAAAUUUCGAGCUACUUGGAAUAUUGGAAAAAUUUCUUUUAACUCAAGACUUGAAGUUUGUACUAAUGUAUUACUAAAAUCUCCAGAAAUAUUACCAAAAUGCAUAAGAAAUGCAGUGAUUCUCCUUUUACAAGUGGAUAUUAUUCCAAAGACGUACGGAAUUGUCAUGGACAUUUCAGAUAAAUCUGUAGAAAGUCCAUUCCGUUAUCCUACUGUGACAUAUAUGGGUUUACCACCACCUUCAGCACAUCAAUUUUUGCAGCCAAUUUUAUCUAGUAGUCUUUUUCCAUCAUCUAAACACUUUCAGUAUUUAUUUUGCAUCGUUCAGAUGCUUCAAGAAUAUAAUAAUCUCGUCAGAGAAUUAAAUUACGUAAUAAAACAAUCAGAAAAUGAUCCAGAAGAUAUGACGACUAAAGUUCAAUUUUUAUGUAAAAUUAGUGAGUGCAAGGUUAAAGCUUUAGCAAGAGAAUUAGAACGAAUUAUAACUUAUGCAGGUAAUUUACUAGAAUCAAGUAUUCAAUUAAUAGUUCCACAUGUAAAACAAAUCAUGAAUGAACCUUAUAGUGCAGUAUUAGCUGCUUGGUAUUUAUUCGAUCCAAUAGCAAGAGCGCUUGGUCCUAAAGAAACAUCAGAAAACUUUCUUAAUUCUAUCUUAAAGCUUUAUGAACAUGGAUCAAUAAUUGAUAGUACGAUUUAUAGAGACUAUUUAUCUCCAAAUAUUCUUGCAAAGUUUCGAACAAUGAGACUUUAUCACAGAAGUUUUCUUUUAAAGCUUAUGGUUCGUCUCGGAUUAAGAAGAUUUUUAGAAAAUUUUAUUACGCCACUUGUAGAAGCAGUAGGAUGUUAUCAGGAUUACCCUCCAAAUUUGUUAAAUAUAAAUUCUCAAAGAACAGGGAAUCUAAAAACUUGUGACCUAUGUGGUAGCGGAGACGAAGAAAUAAUAUUAUCACCACUAGAUGAAGAUUCUUCAGUGGAUUCUGAACAAAUUAUUACUUCAAUAAUUUUGUCAGGUGAUUUAGAAACUUCAAGAAAUACUCCGACAUUAGAAAAUGAUGAUGAAGAAGUGUUUUCAAUGGAAACUGAAGAAAUAUCAUCACCUUCUGAAAAUAAAAUGACUAGAGAUCCUGAAAUGGUACUUAACUUAACAAUAAUCGAUGAUUUAGCUGAUGAAGGAAGAAAAAGUUCAUCUCCAGGAGCAGUAAAAUCACCAACAAUUCCAAUCCCGAAAUCAGAUUCGCGUGGCACAAAAUUAGUUGCGGAUUUUAAUACUAUUGGAUGUCAUGUGGGAAGUAAAACAUCUAGUGAGGACAUUCCCUUAUCAGGCUCUCACGGAGUCAUUCAAGGACUUAAUGUUACUGGUGAUAAUAAAGAAGGAUUACAUUUCUUUGAGCAAGACAAGUCGAAAUUAAUGUAUAAAAUUGACAUUUCAGAAUCUUCUGAUGAUGAUCUUGAUGAACUAAAAAAAAUUGAUGAAUCCCAACAUUUAUCAGUGCAUAGGGAAUCUAAAGUAUCCGAAAUAAGUACUGAAUCUGUGAUCUGGUUAUCUCAUCGUUUGGGCCCCGUUCUUACAGCUCGUUAUUUAUCAAGAAAUUUGCUCAGAAUGUUAACUCUUUGUUAUACUGGCAGUAAUAAUUUACUUUUAGUCGACGAAGAUAUUUAUUCAGAAGAAUUACACUGGAGAAAAACGCAAUUAAUUGGUGAUAUCAAUGCUGCUAAGGUUUUGGAAUCUUUAACCGCAAUUGCCAGUUUAUACGGAGAACAAAUGAUUGUUUUACAAUAUUUUGGACAUAUGGCAGAGCUUUUAGCUUUGUGUAAGCGUAAAUUAACACCUAAUUUAGAAGGAGGGUUAAUUUCUUGUUUGGCUUUAUUAUCUUACGUUACUCCAUGUCUUUCUGAUGCUUCUUUGAUGGAUGCACUCAAUGAAACAAUUGUCAAGUCUAUUUUAUAUCCAACAGUAAGAAUCUUAUCUACUACACGAUAUUUAUUUCCCAAUGGGACCAUUGCUAGAUCAGCUUUAGCUAAUAAAUAUCUCGAAGUUUUAUCGAGUUUAAGUAUUCGCCUAGGAAGUUCAAUAACUAAAAGUCAUUUAUCUGUACCAAUUCAAAGAUUUUUCUUAGCUUUUGAUAAAGCAACUAGUUCUCAAAGCCAAAAUCAAGAAGAAGAAAAUAACAAAAAAAUGACGAAAGACAAAAUAGAUCUCCCUAAAAAGACUAAUGAUAACUCUGGUGAUGAAAUUUAUCAAAGAGAAUUUCAAGAUUGGACACAAUUAUCUUCAACUUGCGGUAAAAAUCGUGAAGAAAUUGGAUCUGACAUAGUUGUCUCUUACUCACCGCCAAUUCUAGACAAUGAUACGUCAAAUCCUCAAAGAAAUCAGGCAUUUGAAGAACUCAAAGCUGUAUUUACUGCUGAAUUUGCACAUAAAUCUUAUCUUUUGUUUUACCGACAUGUCGAUGAAGGUAUGAUGGAGGAUAUGUUGAAGAAUCAUCAACUCAUUAGAGACUUAUGUGUUGAGUAUGAAAAAACUUUGCAACUUAGUGGUGUGUGUUCGAGUAAAUCUGAUCCAAUUUCUUUAGAAAUUACUGAAAAACCGAUUAAUAACAUAGUGACCAAAGAAAUAGGAAGUUUUGGUAAUAUUUCAGUAGUCGGUAAUAGAAUUGAAGUAGGAGAUAAUUUAGGAGAAUAUGUAAAUCAUCAAAACAAAGAUGUAAGCUUUUCCAAUAGUCGGCAGCUACGAGGAAACUGGUUGGCAUAUUGGGAACAUGAGAUAGGAAGACCAGACAAGCAUUUAACUUUCAAUAUGAAACAAAUAAAGCUCCAAAGUUUCACAGGACAUACUAAAAACGUACGUUGUUUACAUGUGUUAGACAAUGAAAAUAGUUUUAUGAGUGGAGCAAGAGAUAAAACCGUAAAACUUUGGAGUAUACGUAGCCAAGGCGAUGGUAAUGCUGUUUCUUCAUGUCAAUAUACUUAUACUGGUCAUAAAAAGUCAAUCCUAGCAUUGACUUUUCUAGAAUCAUUACGUUAUGCUGUUACCUGUGAUGGAAGUGUUCAUUGUUGGGAUCCUUUCAUGGGAUCUCUUUUAGGCUGUCCAGAAAACUCUAAAGCUGUUCCAGUCAAUACUAUAGCCGCAAACACAACUCCUUCAACAAUACUCUUAGCUGCAACAACUGAUUUGAAUCUCCACAUGAUAGAUUGCCGUACUUUUCAAUAUGUCAAUGAAUUAAAAGUAGCUAUGAAUCCUACUGGACUAAUUAGAUGCAUUGCCAUAGCUCCAAGUGGACAUUGGGUAGCAUUAGGUCAAGUUUCUGGAGUUCUCACCAUAUUAGACAUCAGAACAGGAUUAAUUAUUGCUUCUUGGAAAGGACAUGAAUGUGAAAUUCUUCAAUUAGAAGCAGUAAAUGAAACAACAAUUGUUAGUUCAUCUUUAGAUUUAACAAUAGCAGUUUGGAGCGCUAUUGAUGGUAAAUUAAAGUUUCAUUUAAAAGGCACAACAGAACCAGUUCAUUGUAUGGAUCUCUACGAGCACCAAUUGAUAACUGGAACGACCGUCAAUAGAAUUGGAGUUCAUACCUCGAUUGAAGCAACCGCAAGUUUUUCAUCAUCAAAAUUAAAAUCUGAUGUUUUUAAAGGAAUUUUAACAGCCAUGACUGUUUUACCAUUAAAUCGAUUGUUGUUGCUUGGAGCUGACAAUGGAGGAAUUACAUUGAUCUGUUAAUUUGAAUAUAAAUUUAUUACAUCGAAAAAAUUGUAGUAAUAAAUUUUUAACGGAAU
Molecule: messenger RNA, 6218 nt
Organism: Chelonus insularis
Lineage: Eukaryota; Metazoa; Arthropoda; Insecta; Hymenoptera; Braconidae
Gene: Wdr81
Product: WD repeat domain 81
Exons: 9
Coding region: 316-6162 (1948 amino acids)
Biological process (GO): aggrephagy
Cellular component (GO): mitochondrion
Molecular function (GO): protein binding; phosphatidylinositol 3-kinase regulator activity
Source: RefSeq, a predicted model, not a curated record